UACACGAAAUGGCUGUUCUUAGGAUCUUGUGCGUAUUGCUUGUGGUGUGUCUUGUAAAUGCUGCAGGGUUACUGUGGCCUUCUUCGACUGAUUCUGGGUUAGAUGGAGUAAGGAAAGCUUCAAGAUGGAACGUGCCAUGGCUGGGUAUCGGCAUGUGGUGCAACGGCUGUCCCCCGAAGAGCUGCGAGGACGAUGACGCCAUCAUACACGGGUACUGCUGCGGCUGCGCUUACCAUUUAGAUAAACUGCCAGUGUUGUGUCCAGAGUUCCUCCAGUGCCCGCUGAAUCUGCACGGGCUUUGUCACGACUACGAGUAUAUGAUGAGGUGUUGCUGCUAGCAAAUUAGUCAUCAUAGAGAUAAGACUGAUUGUAGUUUAGAAAGGUUACUAACUUAUAGAUGAAAUAGUGGACCUUCUUGCAUCCUGAGCUACCACAUAUUUUGUACAAAUAUUCUGAACUUAUUUUGAGUAAAAAGUUCCAAAAAUGUGAGUGUGUUUAGUAUAAAACGUCCCACUUUGUCGGUUACCUUUAAGGCGAGAUUUACUUGUAUCUUUAUAUGAAUAGACUGACAAAGUGGGACGUUUUCCCCUGCACACUCACAAAUAAACAAGGGCAUUCCACGCCGUUACAAGUGUUAUUUUUUCCAUAGGAGAUGACUAUCUCAUACCACCAGGCGAGUCAUUUGCUGUUUUGUCUCCUAUACCAUUAAAAAAAAAAUUAGUUCUCAGGAGGCAAGUGUACUUCGUGAAGGAAAUACUGUCAGGCUAUUUUAUUAUUCAUAUCUCUACUUUAAUCUGCGUUGCUAUACACAUCUGAGGAUUGGAGACCUGGUGACCUGACACACAGGUUCAACCUAGUUUGGGCACCAGUCUCCACCGCACAAGUUUUGCAAUUAUUGUAACCAUCCAUUAAUUGUAAGAAAAUUAUUGUACAUGUAUACUUUGUGAUGGAGUUAAUAAAUACUUUUUUCAUUUUCAUUUUCAUCUAAAUUGCUAAUAAUUCGACCAAUUCGUGAAGUCAGCUUAAAUUAACUAUGGAAUGUAGGUUGAAAUAAAACAUCUUUAUAAUAGCAUACUGUUUUAAUUUCUAAGAACCCUCAUACAGAAUUACAGUGGGUCAGCGUUUGAUUUGGUUAACUAACUGAUGUAGAAAAAUAACCACAUAAAUGAGUCAGCUAUAGAUUUUAUACAAUAAAUUACCGGCCAUCAUUUUAAACACCAGCGAUAAUACUUUAAAUAAGGACGAAAUAAUAACAUCUGGCGUUUAUAAUAGAAGACCGUUAAACUUUUAAAAUUAUCACACGAUUGCUG
Leguminivora glycinivorella is the source of this 1310-nucleotide messenger RNA. RefSeq lists its product as uncharacterized. The coding region runs from base 9 to 338 and encodes 109 amino acids. The transcript is spliced from 3 exons. The record is from RefSeq and is a predicted model, not a curated record. Lineage: Eukaryota; Metazoa; Arthropoda; Insecta; Lepidoptera; Tortricidae.